UCACUGGACAAUGUGCCGCUUUUCAUGCGUGACCUGCCUUCAGAUGAAGAAGUUCGGGCUGGAGGAGUGGUAGAAGAUGCGGCGUCGAAAGAUGCGCUCGAGGCGCUGAAGAGCCUGGCUUUUGAUGGGACGCCUGAUGAAAUUGCCGAAAACUUCAAGGCGCAAGGCAACGACUACUUCAAGGGAAAAAGGUACCGUGAGGCAGUGUCUUUCUACUCUCAAGCGAUCGAUGUCAGCCCGCCGGACACGAAAUUACUCGAAAGCUGUUAUCUCAAUCGCGCCGCUUGCAACCUGGCGCUCAGUGCAAAACUACGGUCAGACUCUGCGAGACACAUCGCAAGCCCUAGCGCUGAAUCCUACAUCCGAGAAGGCCUUUUACCGUGCCGCACGGGCCUUGUUGGCUACGGAUAAAGUGGCCGAAGCGCUUGACUGCUGUGAUCAUGCGCUACGAGCCAAUCCCGAAAACAAAGAUGUGAAGGAAUUGAGGGAGAAAGUGACCAAGAGGAAAAACGAGGUCGAACGGAUACAAGCAGAGAGGAAAGAACGAGAAAGGAGGAAAUUGGAAACAGACAAGGCGCUUAAUCAAGCAUUUUUGGCUCGUGGGCUAUGGAUUGAAACAUCUUCACGGCCACCGGACAAUCCAGCAAGGCCGCACUUCGACCCUGAUUCUCUUUCUUCUUCCUCAUCACCUUCCAUCCCACUCAGCGGUCCGCUAGCCUCAAGUUGGAAAGCACCCGACGCAAUCCGCACCCAGCUCAUCUUCCCCGUAUUCCUGCUCUACCCGCAAUACGCGCAGUCGGACCUCAUCCCCGAGUAUCCGGAAGAUACGCCGAUCGGGCUCUACCUCGACGAGAUGUUCCCAGGGCCUGCAGGUAGUUCGACUCAGCCCACAGCGCGGCAGCCAUGGGACGAGCGUGGAGAGUACGUCAGCGCUAAGCUGCAGGUGUACGCCACGACGCGGCAGAAGCGCCUGCUCAAGAUCGGACGCAAACUCAGUUUGCGUGAGAUCAUUGACCAGGGUGCUAAGGAUCCUGAGAAGGGUGCGGAUAGGGACGGCGUCAUGCUCAAGGACGGUCUCGUUUCGCUCAUCGUCUUGCCGAAAGGUUCAGACGCUGAGAAGACUUGGAUUGCAAAGUUUAAGCAGGAGAGAGGCGGAGGCCGGUAAAGUAUGUAUUGUACUGACUUCCGCACGCGUUUAUAGGACGGCAUACAGGGGUACUGACACUGUGUACAUUUCGUAGCUGAAAGUCCGUGAGCAGCAUCGCUCGAUGAUAAAGAUACACGUGAUAAUAAAAUCGAAAGAGUCCGUGCACGCUAGAAUUCGCUCCGCAACCAAUUCCCCUACCUGUGAGAGGACAUGGCGAAACAGGUUCAAAUGAAUUUGUGAUGGAAUCCUCCUGUGGACGUACACUG
Molecule: messenger RNA, 1413 nt
Organism: Tilletiaria anomala UBC 951
Lineage: Eukaryota; Fungi; Basidiomycota; Exobasidiomycetes; Georgefischeriales; Tilletiariaceae
Exons: 4
Coding region: 125-1165 (346 amino acids)
Molecular function (GO): Hsp90 protein binding
Source: RefSeq, a predicted model, not a curated record